UAUCGUUUGCUCCGAAACUUCUUCCUUGACAGAGGACUGGUAAAAAUAAUUGAUGAAAUCAGCAUCACGGAAGACGACAAGAUCCUGAUCUACUUCACCAUGAUGGUCAUACCCUGUUACGACGUCAGCUCCUGCUUGCUUCCGCUUAUGCGACGACAUUCAACAGCUGUCAAGGUCUCACUUCGAUGCGGUCAGUGUUAAGCUCACUCGGCUAGCAACCCUCAAGACAACGAUGGCAGUAGAUCCUGUCAUUUCCCCAAGGACAAAUGGAUCUGCCCGCGCAUGCGUCAAACGUGAUGCGAGAUGAGCUGCAAUACUUGCAUAAGGCACACAACCUCAAGCUGCACGAUCGGAAGUCGAGCGAAAGACGAUGGAAAUCAAGUACCUCGAACAAGAUCAAGAAGAAAGUCAAGACCAGUCAACGCGGUACGUCAAAAUUUUUGGGUUGAAAAUUUUCAUUGGGGCAAUGUGCACUCUCGUCCGCGAUGUUAACUUAUACCUAUAUUCAUGUUGUCUCUAUUCGCACCUCGUGGGCCUUUCUUAUAGACUGAAGGCGGAUAUGGAACAUUUUCUCGCGGAGCAACUCAAG
This is a messenger RNA of Laetiporus sulphureus 93-53, 589 nucleotides long. RefSeq lists its product as uncharacterized. The coding region runs from base 267 to 449 and encodes 60 amino acids. The transcript is spliced from 3 exons. NCBI's taxonomy places the organism in Eukaryota, Fungi, Basidiomycota, Agaricomycetes, Polyporales, Laetiporaceae. The record is from RefSeq and is a predicted model, not a curated record.